AACAGUAACAAACUUCAGUAGACAUAAAAGAAGAAACAUGAAUUCUUCGUUGAAAUUAGUUUCAGUUAUUUUUAUAAUUAUUAAUUUAAUUAGCGAUCAUAUUAAUGCAGAACAUGAUGAGGAUCAAUCAACCGAUCUUUAUGUCAUCGAAGGAAAAGUAUUCCCAUGGGAAAACACUGCUUCAAGUGGUUGGCAGUUAAUGACUCAUGUUAUGGCUAACGGCGGUGAACAUUAUGGAUUUUUAAGGGAAGAUGGAACAUUUGUCAUUUCUAACGUGCCAUCAGGUUCAUAUAUAGUAGAAGUUGUCAAUCCUAAUUACUUUUAUGAGCCUGUCAGAGUAGAAAUUAAUUCCAAAGGAAAAUUCAGGGCACGUAAAGUUAAUUUAAUUCAAACUUCGCAAAUCAUUCAAGUACCAUAUCCAUUAAAAAUGAGACCACUUUCUCCGUUCCGUUAUUUCCAAGUUAGGGAGCAAUGGAGAGUAACAGAUUUCUUAUUUAAUCCAAUGGUUUUGAUGAUGAUCUUACCAUUGGUCCUAGUUAUGAUUAUACCAAAAAUUAUAAAUGAUCCAGAAACUAGAAAGGAUAUGGAACAACUAAAUAAUUUAACAAUUUAUAACAUGCCUGAAAUGUCAGAAGUAAUAACGUCAUUUUUAUCUGGUGGAGAAAAACCAAAACCAAAGGCAGUGAAAGCGGCUAAGAAAAGACAAUAAUGAAAUAAGAAAAUUAGUAAUAAAUAUAUUUAUACCUUUUUUUUUUCUUUUUUUAGUCUUCAAAUUUUCAAUGUUUCAUAAAAUUGAUUUUUAAAAGAAAAGAAAAAAACAAAAACAAAAAUAACACACUUAAAUACACAUUUGUAAUCAAAGCCAGCAAUGAAUGUGGGUUACAGAGAAAAUUGUGCAUUGUUGAUAUAUUAAAAAUUUCACCAAAAAUGUAUAUUUAAUUAUAGGGUUAAAUAUUUCUACGUUAUAUUUA
Messenger RNA from Polistes dominula (European paper wasp), 971 nucleotides. It is a transcript of the gene EMC7, whose product is annotated as ER membrane protein complex subunit 7. Lineage: Eukaryota; Metazoa; Arthropoda; Insecta; Hymenoptera; Vespidae. Gene Ontology annotation, molecular function: carbohydrate binding. The record is from RefSeq and is a predicted model, not a curated record. Gene Ontology annotation, cellular component: EMC complex.